GAAUUAACAAACUAAACAACCAGCUAAGUUUUGAAAAACCAAUCCUCUUUCACAGCUGAAUCAGUACAAAACCAAAGUGUUCCUCAAAGCAUAUCCUAAUAUGCGCUCGAACAAACUUCAGAAAUGUGCUCCUAAAUCCACCACCACUCUUAAUUAUCAAGUCAUUCUGUUAAACAUUGUCCUCUAAAUCACUCAGUCAUUAGUCCUCUCCGGUUACCAGUACACGGCCUUGGUUUGAACCCUUUCGUAGUUUCAUGCGAGAGCUUCAAACAACCAAGGCUUGUCUAUGGAAGCUCAAAGUGUGGUGGUAAUUCAGGAUGCAUCUAGAGAAGUUAGUUCGAACGCCAUCAGAUGGGCACUGCACGGCUUAUCCCUUAAGCCUGGUGACAGGCUCACUCUUCUUUCAGUUCUUCACCAGGUUAAUAAUCCUAGUACGUUAUCUUAUAUAGGAGCUGCGAAACCGAUGGGAUUCAAGAGCAGAGUGGAUGCUUCGAUUUUCGGAGCCAACCACAGAAUUGUUGAUGAAGAGAUUGCAAGGAAGAAGAAAGAGUAUCAAAACAAUGUGGAACUCAUUCAGAUUGCGAAGCUAUAUGAGUUGAAAAAGAUCGGGUUCAAGAUCGAAGUGGAUGCAGGUCCUUCACCAAAGAUUUUCGCUGUAGAAGCAGCCAUGAAAUUAGGGGCAACAUGGGUGAUACUUGAUAGGAAAAUGAAGAAAGAUAAGAAAUACUUCCUAGAGAAGCUCUCAUGUGGGAUAUCAAGGAUGAAGCAAAAUAACCACAUUGAACAAUUAAGAGGGAAAAAAGUUGUAGGAAUCAAGAAAUUUCCCACAGAAAGAAGCCGUACCUUGGCAAUAACAUAUGGUGAAAUGUUAUCGGGAGGCCAAGAGGAGGAAGAUCUAUUCAGCAUAGAACUUUUCCCGAGUCACGGAAGCACUAAAUCCACAAGUUCUACUUCAAGUGAGGAAAAGUGCAUUGCCUGCCUCAGGAUGGAGGAAAGCAGUGGGAAAACAAACAAAGAAACUACAAAACAGGUACAUCUAGAUACCAGUAUUGAUAAACAAGUGAUGGGUUCAACUGAAGCUUAUCGAAUAAGUCAAGAUCAACAACCAACACUAAGCAUCGACAUGGAAGAUUUGAUGGGAACAUUGAUGCCUGAAGUGAUAUUUGAUGCUUCAAAUUGUACAAUCUGCAAGAAUAGACGGCCAGAGAUAGGGUUGAAAAGGGACUUCACUUAUGCAGAGCUCCAAGCUGCUACAAAUGAAUUUUCCCCGGAGAAUGUCAUCUACGAAGGAGGAUAUGGAGCUGUGUUCAGAGGUCGGCUAGAAGAUGUGUGGACUAUAGCCGUUAAGGAAUAUAAGGAUUCAAAUUUGGAAGGAGAAAAGAAGUUCAAGUCAGAGGUCCAAGCACUCGGCAAAACCAGACAUAAGAAUUUGGUCAUGCUACUGGGAUCUUGUUCAGAAGGAAGCCACAGAUUGCUUGUCUAUGAGUAUGUGUGCAAUGGUUCCCUGGACCAACACUUAAAAAAGUGUACCUGCAGAACUUUAACUUGGGAAGAGAGGAUGAAAAUUGCACUGGGAGCAUCCAGAGGUUUGAAACAUCUGCAUGAGAACAACAUUAUCCACAGAGAUAUGAAACCAAACAACAUUCUUGUGACGCAUGACUACGAACCACUGAUUGGAGGUUUCGGGGUUGCAAGAACACAGGAUGACUCAGACCAGUCCUCAGACGACAAGGUCAUUGGGACAUUUGGAUACUUGGCACCAGAAUAUGCAGAGUGCGGGAAAUCAUCAACCAAGGCGGAUGUAUACUCCUUUGGUGUGGUCCUAUUAGAGCUGAUCACUGGUCGGAGUACUACUGAUAAAAGGCUCAAGGAGAAAAGUCUACUGGGAUGGGCAAGACCACUUCUGAAAGAAAAGAAGUAUGCAGAGUUAAUUGACCCGUGCAUCGUCAAUUCCCAUAACUGCUACCAGUUCAUUUGGAUGGUUCAAGUAGCAGAAAAAUGUCUCAGCAAGGAUCCCCUGAAAAGACCAUCCAUGUAUAAGGUGGUCUCUGCAAUAGAAAACAUUAUGGAAGGGAGAACACCUUGGGGAAUAGAAGCAGAAGAAUUGACUAAUGCAAAAUUGUAUACAGUGACCAGCGUACCAAUCGCAUAUGGAUUUCGAGGUUGUGCUGAGAAAAUUGUGCAAAACUGCACAAGUUCAGAUGUUCAAAGAAGUAUGGUCACAAGUCAGGCAACUGGGAUUCUUGCACUAGGUUGCUCAGCAACCAUUAUGCCGAGAGGAUCAAACGCAUCCGCAAGUCGUAGCCCCCCUCAAUGUAGUCCAGACAGUAAUAAUAAAAGUAUAAGAGCGAAACCAGUGAGUGUAAAAUCAGUAUCUUAUGCAGAAAUGCUCAACUAACAUAAUUUCUCUUCCUGAAGCAAUAUUGGAUCAUUGCUUGAAUGAUAAGGAAGUGCUUCAUAAUUUUCAAAGAGAGUUUCUUUGCUACAUAACUAAUCAUUGUCAUUUAAAUUCAGGUAUGUGUAUGAGAAUUAUGAAUACAAAUAUCUUAUAAUACAGAAUAUA
Cornus florida is the source of this 2563-nucleotide messenger RNA. Its product is annotated as probable serine/threonine-protein kinase PBL5. NCBI's taxonomy places the organism in Eukaryota, Viridiplantae, Streptophyta, Magnoliopsida, Cornales, Cornaceae. Gene Ontology annotation, biological process: protein phosphorylation. The record is from RefSeq and is a predicted model, not a curated record. Gene Ontology annotation, cellular component: plasma membrane. Bases 287 to 2398 code for a protein of 703 amino acids. Gene Ontology annotation, molecular function: protein kinase activity; ATP binding. The transcript is spliced from 10 exons.